Molecule: messenger RNA, 1502 nt
Organism: Diospyros lotus (date-plum)
Lineage: Eukaryota; Viridiplantae; Streptophyta; Magnoliopsida; Ericales; Ebenaceae
Product: vacuolar cation/proton exchanger 3-like
Exons: 11
Coding region: 86-1426 (446 amino acids)
Biological process (GO): calcium ion transmembrane transport; intracellular calcium ion homeostasis
Cellular component (GO): plant-type vacuole membrane
Molecular function (GO): calcium:proton antiporter activity
Source: RefSeq, a predicted model, not a curated record
UGAAUCUCACCUUCGUGAGCAUAUCAUCGAUCACUGAUUAUAAUUUGAACAAACUUUGAUAUAUAUAUAUAUAUAACUUGAGAAAAUGGCUUCAACUGCUGAGCAAUGGCAGCUGCUGGAGAAUGGCAACAUCAGAGGGAUGAGCAAGGAGAUUACGAAGCAUGGCGGCCGGACGACACAUAACAUGUCGCCGUCGUCGCUGCGUAAGAAAUCUGAUCUGUCCCUGGUCUCCAAGGUCCCUUGCGGCAUCCUCAGAAGGCUGCUGGCUAACUCUCAGGAGGUUAUUCUUGGAACUAAGCUCUCCGUUCUCUUUCCGGCCAUCCCCUUUGCCAUUCUAGCCCACUGCUACGGCUUUGGAAGACCAGGGAUUUUUGCUUUGAGCUUACUGGGAAUGACGCCUCUUGCUGAACGUGUCAGCUUUUUGACAGAGCAGAUUGCCUUCUACACCGGUCCAACAGUGGGAGGGCUGCUGAAUGCAACAUGUGGAAAUGCCACAGAGCUUAUAAUAGCACUGCUUGCUCUCAUCCAACACAAAGUAGAUGUGGUGAAGUACUCUCUCUUGGGCUCCAUCAUCUCUAACCUUCUCCUCGUUCUUGGUACCUCACUCUUCUGUGGUGGCCUUGCCAACCUCACUAGGGAACAAAAAUUUGAAAGAAAACAAGCCGAUGUGAACUCGCUCCUCUUGAUGCUGGCAUUGUUGUGCCACAUGCUGCCCAUAAUGUUCCGGUAUGCUGGAAAAUAUGACAGCGCGACUGCAGAAGUGACGCUUCUUUUGUCGCGAGUGUGCAGUGUUGUCAUGCUUGUCGCUUAUUUGGCCUAUCUUGUAUUCCAACUGUGGACACACCGACAAUUGUUUGAAGCACAGGAGGAAGAAGAUGAAGAGAGUGAUACUGUGAUCUCAGAAGAAGAACCAGUGAUUGGAUUUUGGAGUGGAUUUGCCUGGCUAAUUGGCAUGACUUUGGUCAUUGCUUUACUAUCUGAGUACGUUGUGGGAACAAUUGAGGAUGCAUCAGAAUCAUGGGGUUUAUCUGUCAGCUUCAUCAGCAUAAUAUUGCUACCAAUCGUUGGAAAUGCAGCUGAACACGCUGGAGCGAUCACAUUUGCUUUCAAAAACAAGUUGGAUAUAUCCUUGGGAGUAGCUUUAGGAUCUGCAACUCAAAUUGCAUUGUUUGUGGUUCCACUGAACGUGGUCUUCGCUUGGAUCAUCGGUGUGAAGAUGGAUCUUGAUUUCAAUCUCACUGAGACCGGCUCGCUCGCUCUCUCAAUUAUAGUCACAGCUUUCACUUUGCAGGAUGGGACUUCUCAUUACAUGAAAGGAUUGGUUCUUCUGCUGUGCUACAUUGCUAUUGGGGCUUCUUUUUUUGUUACUCAAUCCCCAACAAAUCAAUCAAAUGAUGUCAAUUUGGGAAUUCAUUCAUCGGCUUGAGGAAACUUCAGGGCUCGAUAGCAAUGUGAGAAACUCAAAUAAAUGAAGAUAUAUGUACAUGCUUAAUUAUGAUAUU